Molecule: messenger RNA, 2061 nt
Organism: Caenorhabditis bovis
Lineage: Eukaryota; Metazoa; Nematoda; Chromadorea; Rhabditida; Rhabditidae
Source: the annotation of a GenBank genome assembly
AUGGGUGAUGCAAUUGUCGAACGUCUUGAAAAAAUCGCCCUCCGAAUGGAGGAAAUACUCGAAUUUGGAAAAACAAGAAUUGUUAAUAAAAAUGCGGAACAAACCGGCAAAAAAACACCUCGUACUGUUGAGCUUUACGACGAUUUUGUAUUAGAAAAUAUCGAAAAGUUCUCGAUCAUAUCCAAUGAUAUUGGCGGGGAGCUUCAAGAAGCAAGACUUUUCUGGGUUGCUGCUGAAAAGACACCAUCAGUUAAUAUUCAAAACGCUAUUGAAGCAUCAAUGUUUUACAUAAACCGCGUGUUGAACAAAUAUAAAAAUACUGACAAGAAACAUGUCGACUGGGCGAUCACAUGGAAGAGCGUUUGGGAAAAGAUGUUCGAUUACGUGAAACAGAACCAUACAAAUGGUCUUGUAUGGAAAUCAUCUGUGAUAUAUGCAAAAGCCUUUGAUAUAAAGCCGUCUGCUCCUCCAUGUUCUGCUCCAGCUCCACCACCACCGCCACCUCCACCAAAGAAUCUUCAUGGCAAUUUGAAAAAUGCCGAUAUGUCUGCACAAAGAGCAGCACUUUUUGAACAGAUUCGUCAAGGAACUGAUAUUACUAGUCAUUUAAAAAAGGUGGCGGCUGACAUGCAAACCCACAAAAAUCCGGCGUUACGUGAGAAAAAAUCGAACAUUGUCUCAGGAAACAAAGAAAAUGUGAAAACCGAUGCCCGACGGGAUGGAAAAAUUUAUUUGCAGGAUGAUAAACAAUGGAAUAUUGAUUAUGUGAAUAACAAUCAUGAUGUUGUUUUGAAUGUUGCGGAUAUGAAGCAAACUGUUUACAUUUAUAAAUGUCAGAAUUCCAUUAUCAAGAUUAAUGGAAAAGCUAAUACUGUAACAUUGGAUAGCUGCUACAAAACAUGCGUCGUUUUUGAUAGCCUUGUUGGUCAAUGCGAACUGAUUAAUUGCAAGAAAAUUCAGGUUCAAACUCUUGGAGAUCUUCCAAUGAUAUCGAUUCAAAAAACUGAUGGAUGUCAAAUUUAUUUGUCGAGAGCUGCACAAAACGCCCAAAUUGUCUCAUCGAAAUCGGGCGAGAUGAAUAUUAUGGCUCAACUCGAUGAAAACAGUGACGAAUAUACCGAAAUGGCGAUUCCGGAGCAAUAUGCUCCUAUUAUGGUUCUUCAAGGUCAUCUGGGUGAGAUUUACACAGCAAAGUUUAGCAAUGAUGGAACAUGUCUGGCCAGUGCCGGCUAUGAUAUGCAGAUUUUCUUAUGGAAUUCAUUCGACAAUUGCGAGAAUUUUGCACUUCUCAAAGGUCAUAAAGGUGCUGUCAUGGAUUUGAAGUUCAACACGGAUUCGACACAUUUGGUUACGGCGAGUACGGAUCGUACAACGCGAGUUUGGGACAUGCAAACAGGCGCUUGUGUGAGAAAAUUCCGCUCACACACUGAUAUUGUGAACAGUGUUGAUGUUUCUCGUCGUGGUCCGGAAUUGAUCACAACCACUUCCGAUGAUGGCAGUGUAGUUAUUCAUGAUAUUCGAAUGAAAGAUGUCAUCAAAAAGUUUGAAAACAAAUAUCAAGAGACGGCUGUCAGCUUCAACGAUACUUCGGAUCUCGUAUUAUGUGGUGGGAUUGAUAAUUUAAUCAAGUGUUGGGACAUCCGUCGAAACGAUAUUUUGUUUACAUUGAAUGGUCAUCGCGAUACAAUCACCGGCAUUGAGCUUAGUCAUAAUGGAAAUUACUUGAUUUCAAAUUCGAUGGAUUGUUCUCUUAAAUUGUGGGACAUCCGUUCAUUUGUUGCCGGCGAACGACUUGUUCAAACGUUCUAUGGACACCAACAUAAUUUCGAAAAGAAUUUGCUGAAAUGUAGUUUCUCGCCUUGUGACAGCUACGUUUCCGCUGGUUCAUCUGACCGUUUUGUUUAUGUUUGGGAAGUGGCCAGCCGUCGAAUCGUCUACAAGUUGCCUGGUCAUUUGGGCAGUGUCAAUGCUACAGAUUUUCACCCGACACAACCGAUACUUCUUUCGGCUGGAAGUGACAAAAGAAUCUAUCUCGGUGAGAUCGAGCUCUCCGAUUAUUAA